UCAGGGAAAAAAAGAAGGAAAAACAGGCGGGGAAGAAGAGCCGUGACCUUCCUUCUUUCCUCUCUCUCUCUCUCUCUCUCUCUCUCUCUCUCUCUCUCUCUCUCUUUCGUCUCUGAGCUCAGCCCCGUGCCAGCCUCCUCCUCCUCUUCCUCCUCCUCCUCCUCUGCUCCCCUCAACCUCCUGCGCCCGGCACCCAAGAAACACUGGGGACCACUUUCUAGAUGCUGUUUGGGAGCUUUGGAUCUCCGGUUUCGGAUUGCCUCUGGGGACUUUGCUAAUCCGUCCGUCAGGCGUCCCCUUCUCCGUCUCUCUUCUCUGCCUUCCACCCCCCAAAGAACCUCUUCAGUUCAUCUCUUUCCCACUACCACCGUUGCCUAUCUUUGCCUUGAGGAAAGCCCAGGAUGGGGGUCGGUGGGUGCUUAGUUCUGCCCUGGCGGUGCCUGGUCGUCCUGUCUCUCAGGCUCCUCUUCCUUGUGCCCGCAGGAGUGCCAGUGCGCAGCGGAGAUGCCACCUUCCCUAAGGCGAUGGACAACGUGACCGUCAAGCAAGGAGAGAGCGCCACCCUCAGGUGUACCGUGGAUGACAGGGUGACGCGAGUAGCUUGGCUGAACCGCAGCACUAUCCUUUAUGCUGGAAAUGAUAAGUGGUCAAUAGAUGAUCGGGUGGUUAUCCUCACGAACACCAAAACCCAGUACAGUAUCAAGAUCCAUAACGUGGACAUAUAUGACGAAGGCCCUUACACCUGCUCUGUACAAACAGACAAUCAUCCAAAGACAUCACGAGUCCAUCUUAUUGUGCAAGUUCCUCCACAGAUUAUAAACAUCACAUCAGACAUCACCGUCAACGAAGGCAGCAGUGUCACCCUUUUGUGCUUGGCCUUUGGGAGACCAGAACCAACAGUCACAUGGAAGCACCUGUCUGGCAGCAAAGGUCAGGGAUUUAUGAGCGAUGAUGAGUACUUAGAGAUCACGGGGAUCACCAGGGACCAAUCUGGGGAGUAUGAAUGCAGCGCUGUUAAUGAUGUCGCCGCACCUGACAUCCGGAGAGUCAAAGUCACCGUAAACUAUCCUCCGUCCAUCUCCAAUGCCAGGAACACAGGCGUCUCAGUUGGCCAGAGGGGGACCCUGCGCUGCGAAGCCUCAGCUGUCCCUGUAGCGGAAUUUCAGUGGUUUAAAGAAGAAACCAGAUUAGCCAAUGGGCUGGAUGGCGUGAGAAUUGAGAACAAAGGCCGGAUGUCCACACUAACCUUCUUCAAUGUAUCAGAGAAGGAUUAUGGCAACUACACCUGUGUGGCCAUCAACAAGCUGGGAAACACCAAUGCCAGUAUAAUCCUGUAUGAGAUAAGUGAAUCUCCACCACUAGCAGGCCCAGGAGCAGUCCAUGAUGGCAACAAUGCAGCUUCCAGGGCGAUGGCUUGCCUCUGGCUAUCAGGCACCCUCUUUGCUCAUUUCCUCCUCAAGUUUUGAUAAGAAAAGCAAGGGUCCUUGCAGAUGACGCCUGGCUUCUCCCACACCACAGACUUUUAACCAUCCACACUGCUGGGGGGUGGGAGGGGGUUAAGAAACAGCAACAGCCGUCUACAGCUUGAACAUACUGCCGGAAGGGCAAGGGGAGGGGGAGGACCAGCUGGGUUCCAGGUCAAGCACCCAUUCGGGAUCGGCCAAACAUAGGCAUUUCCCAAAAGCAGAAUUAGUUUUCAUUUUCCUUCCCUUCGACCCCGCCAACCUUCAAAAAUACCCUAUUUAUACAUUAAAAAGAAAAAGAAAACAUGUCAACCUCUCUCAUUUUACCGUCCUCAGUGGAGCCCACCCCAAAAAUUGCCCCAGGAGAAUGAGACCUCUUGGUCCUGAGAGACGAUGCACAACAGGAAGUCGGGGGGGGGGGGAAGCAAGUCAAAAAGUGUCCUAUUAUCUCUGUGUCUCUUGAGCAAAAGGAUUGUUCUUUCUACUUGUAACACUGUACAUACCUGUUCAUGUUUCUAAGUGUCCGAUUACACUCUGGUUUCAACUCGC
This is a messenger RNA of Lacerta agilis (Sand lizard), 2012 nucleotides long. It is a transcript of the gene OPCML, whose product is annotated as opioid binding protein/cell adhesion molecule like. Bases 402 to 1466 code for a protein of 354 amino acids. Gene Ontology annotation, cellular component: neuron projection. The record is from RefSeq and is a predicted model, not a curated record. NCBI's taxonomy places the organism in Eukaryota, Metazoa, Chordata, Lepidosauria, Squamata, Lacertidae. The transcript has 8 exons.